Molecule: messenger RNA, 2110 nt
Organism: Planococcus citri (citrus mealybug)
Lineage: Eukaryota; Metazoa; Arthropoda; Insecta; Hemiptera; Pseudococcidae
Exons: 2
Coding region: 154-2025 (623 amino acids)
Source: RefSeq, a predicted model, not a curated record
CUUAGCCAUAUACUUAGUCGAUACUCGAACUCGAUAUUCACAGGGUUAGUUAGCAAAGGGAGGACGUUAUUGGGUGCACGUGUAUUUAUUUGAGCAUUUUAAGAUUUUUGCGAACUUCAAGAUUCAUCGUCUCGGCCUCGGUGAUAAUUCAAGAUGUCCCUUAAUCAAACACUUGGAGAAAAUUACGGCGAUGAGAGCCUCAAAGAACGCUAUGUAUUUGUCUACGAUCUGCCAAGCUUGCAAGAAAUAACAUCUUACGAAGUUUGCCGAACAAUCUGGUACAGCAAUUUAUCUAAGUUCCAACUUAUCGACGCGGAAGAUACUAAUGUUAUUCAUUGUCGUUACAUGAUCGGGUUUUCUCUUUUCGGUCAUUACCAGAGACUCGUAGACCAAAUUAUAAAGCAUUUGAAUGUUCCUGCUUCAAUCGGAGGUAUUCUCGGAAAUUCUAUGAAUACGGUCUGUAAAGAGAUCGAAGAUUGGGUGAAAGAUUUUUACUAUUGCACAAUAAAUCUGGAAGGCCACAGCGGAAUUGAUCUUAUUGAUCCAAAAUGGUGGGUUUGGUCGGUGAAUGGCGAAAUCGACUAUUCAAAAAGCGCAAGGAGGGUUCUACAAGAUGUCAGUGUGACUGAUUGGCAGAAAUUUCUCGUGAUGUGUAGAUAUGGUAUGGCAGACGAGAUAAGUAAAUUCUCGUUGGAUUGCCUCCCACCGCAAUUUUUUACUGAAAAUUAUCGUAAUAGCAAUUUUGUUUGUUUUUAUUGGAUUUGUUUUCUCAGAAAUGAAUUGCACAGAAUACCAGUCAGAAAUAAUGAUUCAGUAGAUUGGACCAUUUCUAGAUAUCAUGCUGAGUUUCAAAUGGUCAAAAACGUUUUCUGGGAUCGUUUAAAUGACGAUCAGCGAGUAACACUUGUUGCUGAUUGGAUUAAUAAUAAUGACAGGCGUACUCCUAGAAGUGCGAAGGGCAAUAUAAUUUUGGAACAAAUUAUUUCUAAAAUGUCUCUGUCUCAGCAACAACGUUUGCUGCGUGAAACGAGACAUACAGUUCUUAGAUUUUUCGGUCCGUGGCCCGAUUCAUCAGGAUGUACACUUUGGGCAUGGAGAUACGCUGGAGAUCAGAUGACUGUAGAACAAUUUGCUGAAUUGGUUGAGGGAUUGUUGAGUACUAAACGUAUACGAGUAACUUUGAAAUCAACGUCUUUAUUGAGUGAGAUUUGGAAGACAGCAUCUGAUCAUCAGAGAAAUCACGUUAUUCGGACAAAGUUGGACUUGUUCAUGCAUUUUUUACUAAAUGAUAAUGGUUUGACAUUCUCAGACCAAUUUCUUCAGUUCAUAUCCGAAGACGAAAGAAAAAAAAUGAUUUUUAGAUCAGUGAACCGAAAUGUUAUCCAAGAUUGUGAAGUUGGUUUUUUGAGCAGCUUCCUGAAUGAACAUUUGCCACGCCCGGAAGACCAAUUUACGUUCAGAAAAUUGAUAAUCGAUUCUACUGCGUUUUUAGAACAUUUAAUAGACUUAUUGAAACGUGCAGAAUAUGAAUGGUUCGAUGAAGUAUUGAAAUUUUACUUUUCUCAUGAUACAGCUGCUGCUGAAAUAUUCAAACGAGAGUUCCUGGAACAGAAACUGAAAACUAUGAAGCUCACCUUUGACGACGACAGGUUAAUUACGAAUGUUGAUGCAUGGAAUAAAUUGAGCCAAUUCAUUGGUGUGGCUUUUGAUAACGAUCCGAAACGAGGGUCGGUGGUUAAGCAAUGGUUCAUCACAUCAGUAUUUAGUGACAAGGUCCGCCAGAUGUGGGAGUCGGGAAACACUCUUAGGCGGCGUUUCGAUGAUUUUGUGAAAAUUGUCGAAAUGGUAUUCAAGAAUGACGAACUGGAGAAUGUGAAACGUUUGUUUUCUGACGAAUUUUGCUCACUAUGCACUGAUCAUUGUCGUCAUGUACUUUUUAUGAAUGGUAUCCGUGAUAAGGUUUUUUUUCUAAAGUUUAUGCAGUGGUGUUCGCUGCAUAAUGGUAAGCCAAUUUUGAAGUACUGAUGUAACUAAAUACUUCCGGGCAAUUUACUACUCUGUACCUACCCACUAUCCAAUAAAAAAAAUACCUAAUACAUCUUACGAAAUA